Molecule: messenger RNA, 4628 nt
Organism: Halichondria panicea
Lineage: Eukaryota; Metazoa; Porifera; Demospongiae; Suberitida; Halichondriidae
Exons: 4
Coding region: 772-1185 (137 amino acids)
Source: RefSeq, a predicted model, not a curated record
CAUGUUGUAGAUUUGUAGAUUGAACAAGAAUUGGAUCUGGUCCUCUGCAAACAGUAUUCUGUACAUCGCUCAUACGGAAGUGGGCACCUGCCACCUUUGAAAAAUUAACAUCAAGGAUAUCAUAGAACAAGGUGUACGAAUUCAUUGUUGAUGAUGUAAGCAAGGUGAUGAUGUAAGCAAAUGUGCCCUUAAACUUCUGUACUACCUCCAGUGUGUACAACCCAAGAAAAAGGCCACAGCUCAACUAGCAUGUGUGUACGAAUGCGUGUUGUGUACGAAUGCGUGUGUGUGUUGGUAUACACACACACAUACACACAUACAUACACACACACACACACGCAUACACACACACACGCAUUCGUACAUACACGCAUUCAUACACUCGCACAGCACACACGUACAUCAUUCAAAAGUUUUUAACCUUGUGAUGACUGAUGAUCCAGAAGUUGUUGCGUUAAUGCCUGUACCUCAGCGAGACUACUACGUCUACUAUGGGAGUUAGGCUCUGUCAUAAGCUAACAAGAGACCAUAUAUGGUUAGGACCCCGCACGCGCAUGCGAGUGUACUUGGCGGCACAGGUAAGUCGGUAUGCGUUGUUGUACCAUUAAUUAUUAAUGAUAAUUGUAUGUACGUAAUGAGUGAGAGCGUGGCUAGUUGCCUUGAGUAUAUGGAUCGUGUUGGUACAGAACAAACUCGGCUUUUUAUCAGAAUAGUGGAAUAUCAGAAUAGUGGAAUAGUGGACCGGUUCUUCGACUAUUUGAAUGUAAAAAGAUGGCUGGGGCUGGCUGGAAGCGUAAAGAGAGCAGGGCACCAUACAAGGACUCAAAGGAUGAACGGUUGAAGUGGCUUUCUGGAGAUUUUGUGCAGUACUUGGAUGAAUGGGAUCAGGAGAUUGCUAGCAAAUCCCAACUGAGAGCCAGUGAAAAGCAGAGACUUGGUUUGAGCGUGUCAACAAAAGAAGGACUGAGAUUGAUAGUGAAAUCUUUUACUGAGCUGGCACCAAAGCUGCUUGCACUACCUGGAGCUGACUAUCUCUUGAGUGAAGUGUUUUCGCAGGACCCUUUGGAACGCUACUUUUCUAAACAGCGACAUCGAGGCGGUAGCAACGAAAAUCCUCUAGCAUCCCAAGUGCCGUUUAAUGCCUCGGUGCGCAUGAGAUACCAGUGGAAUUUUCACAAGAUGUGACAAGGUGUGGAAAGUUUGUUCGCACAGGCCAUAGUUUCCAUCUACUUGCGUCACAACACAGCAAACAAAUACGAUUUAGUGUUGAGCUUCAGUUGCUGAGCAUAGUUCGACAAAAAGGUGGUCGUUUGAUCCGGCAAAUCUUGUAUGGAUGCAACGAUUGCACUAUUCCACCAAUCGGUAAUCAUAGUGUAUCUGUACGGUCUGGCCGUGCCUUACUUGACCUCAACAUUGAACUAACUUAUUGAAUUUCUCCGAAGUUCGGUUAUUGGGAGUUCGGUUAUUGGGAGUACGGUAUGGAGGCGGCUGAAAGAUAGUGGUAUUGAAAUGGACAAGUACACUGACAUAAGCUAGAUGAUGUUGUGCGACGGCAGGUGUUUGACACAGAAUAAGAGAUCCCAUUGAGAAGAGCUAUAAAUAGACGCACAUACUCUGUAAAAGGAUACCAUAGCUUGAUCAGGUGGCACUUCGUUGGGGAAAUCGAUGGUUAUUCCAGGUGCAUGCAACACAAACAACACAGCAUUAACGGUCUUUCUCAAAGCUACUCAAGAGUAUGGUAUUCCCAGGCGAGUGCGAUCAGAUAAAGGUGGGGAAGUUUGUUAUUUUAUGGUUGCCCAUCACGGACCUAGCAGGAUCUUCAACACACAAUUGAACGUCUUUGGAGGGAUGUAUUCCGCUGCGGGGUGUCCUGUCAGCGAAUUAGAUCUGUUCGUCCUGUAUUUACCAAGGAUACGAAAAAGUCUGAGUGAAGCCUAGAAUUUAAAAAUGGGUCAAUAGUGAUUCGGUGAACAUGUACGGUUUUGAUCCUACCACUGUAACUGUUGUCACUCCUUUAGAUGGUGAAGAAUUUCUGACAUCAGUCGACGUCAACACCCAAUUUGAUGGACAUGACAUGGCUAUUUCUUAUUACAUUGCUGCUACUAAAAACAGUUAAUAUAAAAUUUACUGUUCAAUUAUCUGGAUGCACUAGAAAUUAGAUACAGCUUGUGUAUAAUUAUAUAAUUCAUUUAGAUAAUAAUUUAGAUAAUAAUAGAUAAUAAUUAUCAAUUCAGGAUUCAUACAAUAAUACAUAAUUAUAUGCACCAUACUAUGAUUAUGCAUUAUUUGAUUCAUGUAAUUAUAGAUGAUAAUUAUCAAUUCAGGAUUCAUACAAAAAUCAACAUACUAUAUAUAAUAAUUAUAUGCACCACACUAUGAUUACACAUUCACCUUCACCUAUACACCUUCACCUAUAUACAGAUUAUCUACAUCGUCAAUAUUAUUGUUCAAGUUUCUAAACCAUUGUGAAGUUUUGUCCGCAAUAACAGCUAGCACAGCCGCGGGUAGAGAUUACAAUUUCUCUCGAACAAGUGUGAGAGACGAUGUAUUCAUCCUCUUGUUGGAUACAGGACAUCCAGUGGCAAACUGUACAAAGUCACGGAGAACUGUUACGGAACAAGAGGAGAUGGGACGAUUUAGCAUAUGUAUAAUAAUUAUAGGAAAAUAAACAUUCCGAACGAGUGGUGCAAGCUGCGCUGCAUGUGCUUGUGCUAAUGCCUCUCGCCAUGUUUUGCUUUUGUUUAGAGUGUUACAGUAAUGAUUUCAAUGCUAUCUUUGUGUAAUAAAAUUAUUAUUAUCAUUGAAUCACACAGUCAUUAUAAAAGAUGAAAGAGGAGCGAGGAGCGAUGAAAGAGGAGCAUGGCUUGAUGAAUUGAUCUUCAAGGUAAAAGCAUGUGUAGAUUACCAAUGUAUUUUUUGCAUUUUCUGUCAAUGAAAUAAAGGGUGGAUUUGCAAUGAGGUCUGAGGUCAGAGGGCAGCAUACAAGCUAUAGCUCUGUGUCCUCAUCAGAGUCUGUUGCAGAUUCCUCAUCAUCAGAUGCUAGUGCCUUUAGAGAUUGAAGAAUAGCAGCAGUUGCGUCCUCAAAUUUACCAUCAACAGGUUCCUUGUAGUACUCCUCUACCAGGGCCUCGUAUUUUUUCAUUGCUUGGACGUUUUCUUUACUAAUAUGUUUUCUUUACUAAUAUGCUGGAAUCUCCAGUCCUCCUUGUUACCAGAGGAGAUCUCCGAUGGUGGGCAUCAGUAACCCUACAGGACACUCUUCCACCAUGAAGGAUAAUGAAAUGGGUGAUCCUGGAAACCUCUCUGGGUAAAUGUCCAACCACUGAAUCAGAAGAGAAUCCUGGAAACCGUUUCUUCGUUGCUAUUGCAUACAUAUCGUGUGGAUUGGAGAUUUCUGGUUCAACACGCAACAUUUCGUUAACAGUGGGGACCCACAUGGAUCUAUACUGAUGAUAGCCCCUAAUUCCACACAAGAACCUAAACCUCAAGAACCUAAACCUCAAACUACCAGUACCACCUGUAGCCAUAUUUAUCUGUGUUCAAUCACUUUCACCUGGCUAUUUCUAUUAUUAAAUAUUUGAGGGCAAUUUACCUUUUCUAUCCACGUGGCUGGAAUACACGUGGCUUGAUUACAGCUGCUUGUUUAGCUAGCUAGCUACUGUCAACGAACCUUUUUCAGUAUGGGUUUUGCCGUUCUAAUCCUGCCACAGUGGAAGAAGAAAGACCACCCACCCCACCCUACAUGCCUGCCAUUGAGGAAUCUGGGCUAGGAAGAGUGGAGCAUGAGAGCAUCACAGCAAAUGUAGCAGACCCAAGACCCUCAACUAAGAAGAGAAAGACGAGGAGAAAAUAUACAGCCUACACUGGAGCACAGAUUGGCUCUUGAAAAUGGGAUGAGAAUGCUAGACUCCAUUUUUUACUACAUUCCAAACUUGGCAGAGAGCACAAUUCAAAAUUUUAAGAAAGCAUACAAGGAAAGGCUAGAGGAGCAAAAAAAGCAUCAACAUCCUAAACCUAUCACAGUAAUCCCAGCUUUGCCCCGUGGAAGACGACCAAUACUUAUGGAGUUGGAUGAGAAGCUGAUUAAAUUUCUUCGGAGUCUCCGAUGUAAAGGUGGUGUGAUCAAUAGGCAUGUUGUUCGAGCAGCUCUCAUUGCUAGCAAUCCAUCAACAUCACAACACCUAGCUAAAUUUGAUAUGCCUCGUUCAUGGAUUCAGUGGUUUUACUAAACGGAUGGGAACUACUACACGACCACCAGGACUGUACAAGGAAUGUCGAAUGGAGUACUUAGGGGCAUCAAGGACAAAAUAAAGAAGUCCAUCUGAACUUGUGCUUAAUGCCGACCAAACUCCAUCAUCUUAUAUUUCUGUUGGAAAGAUAACGAUGGCCAAGAGUGGAUCAAUACCUAUCAAGGGUUUAACUGAUAAGCUACCCUUACUUUUGUCGUUACCUUGGCUGGUGAUUUUUUGCCACUAUAUCAAGGAAAGACUACAGCAAGUCUCCCCCGUGGUUUCCACUUUCCAACUGGGUUUAGUUUAUCACAGAAUCCUAAACAUUGGUCCAACGAGACAGAAACUCUGAAAUUGAUAGAUGAAGUGAUUAAUCCUUACGUGGUAUGUGUGUGUAUG